Messenger RNA from Mycena indigotica, 645 nucleotides. Its product is annotated as MFS general substrate transporter. The record is from RefSeq and is a predicted model, not a curated record. The coding region runs from base 1 to 645 and encodes 214 amino acids. Lineage: Eukaryota; Fungi; Basidiomycota; Agaricomycetes; Agaricales; Mycenaceae. The transcript is spliced from 5 exons. Gene Ontology annotation, cellular component: membrane; endomembrane system.
AUGAAAGGCACAUCGUUCGCAUUGCAUGUGAGUGCAGCUAGCGCUAUGGCUUAUGGAUACAACUCCUUGCAUUCGCUCAAGAUAAAUGAGUGGAUAUCAACGCAGUACGGAGGUCAUCUCCAAUUCUUGACCAUCCAGGGUCUCGUUAUUGCAUGGGCAACCAUGACGAUUGGCGCGGUGGAAGACGUAUUCCCCUCCAUCCCAGGAGUGCGCGCAGUAAAACGCGGGCUAUUAAUGCUUUCGACACCCGUUGCUACCAUCGUGUCGACGAUUUAUUGGACGUUGCUCCUCGCUUUCCCCCAUCUCAUCCUCCAAGCUAUGCCAUCAGAGUCACUUGAAGCCGUUAUGAUUCCCCUUCGCAUCGACGUUUGUCUUCACCUGGUACCCUGCCUCUCGUUGUUGGCAGAUUUCUUCUGGUUUGAACCCAAGUUUGGUCGAAGUGCAAUGCUAUAUACCGCCCCAUUCUUGUCUCUGGUCUGCACUGUGUGGUAUGGGUGGUGGGUUGAAUUGUGUGCUAAACACAACAAUACCUUCCCUUAUCCAUUCCUCACACUUUCGCCGCUUGACAUACGCAUUCGGAUUUAUGCUGGCGCUGGAUUGGUCGCCUGCGCGUCGUUUUACGUGCUAAACGCGUUGCACAAGUAG